AUGCCAGCGAGAGCAAGGAAGAUAAGCGAGAAGAGGCGGCUGGAGAAUCAGCAAGAUUAUGGAAUACCCCCGAAGGUUUUUGAAGAGCUCAUGGACGAGUCAUAUGCAGUUAUACUUGAUCACAUUCGCCCAGAUAUCCCCGUUCCUGGUGCAGCCCUGUGCAUUAUUCAAGCCACGGACCUAGACUCAAUUACCCAAAGGGUCCCGCAAGCCAAUGCCGGACUUCAUUUCACCCUUCCUGAAUGGGACUGA
Molecule: messenger RNA, 252 nt
Organism: Trichophyton rubrum CBS 118892
Lineage: Eukaryota; Fungi; Ascomycota; Eurotiomycetes; Onygenales; Arthrodermataceae
Exons: 3
Coding region: 1-252 (83 amino acids)
Source: RefSeq, a predicted model, not a curated record